AUGAGAGCAAGAACAGAUCCAACAUUCAGUGAGUUCUUACUUCGAGUGGGUAACUGUGAUGAACCAACAAUAAGAGAAAAUUUAGUCCUCCUCCCAGAACAAUUAACAAUCAAACAUUCCCAGGAUGGUAUUCAAGAAGAAUCCAUAAUAAAAGAGAUAUUUCAAAACCUGCAAGAAAAUGCUGCUACAACAAAAUCUGUCACUAAAAGAGCUAUUUUAGCAAGCAGAAAUGACCAUGUGAAUAAAAUUAACGACAAGUUAAUAUCUCAAUUCCCAGGUGGAAGCAAGAUAUUCAAUAGCUUUGACUCAGAAGAAGAUGACACCAACUAUUACCAAGAAGAAUAUCUAAAUACUUUAACAACAAACGGUCUCCCACUACAUAGGUUAGAAUUGAAGGAAAAUGUACCUAUCAUGUUGCUAAGGAAUUUGGACCCUUCAAGUGGCUUAUGCAAUGGCACACGAAUGAUAUGUCGAGGUUUCUCUCAAAAUGUCCUGCAUACAGAAAUAUCAAGUGGUCAUUCUGCAACAAAAUAUGUGUUUCUUCCAAGAAUACAACUAUCACAACCACAAAAUGAAGGAUAUCCAUUUAAAUUCAUUGGAAAGCAAUUGUCAGUACGCCUUUGUUUUGCAAUGACUAUAAAUAAAGCUCAAGGUCAAACGAUUCACAAUGUUGGUUUGUAUUUGCCCUAA
This is a messenger RNA of Solanum pennellii, 690 nucleotides long. RefSeq names its product ATP-dependent DNA helicase PIF1-like. The coding region runs from base 1 to 690 and encodes 229 amino acids. The record is from RefSeq and is a predicted model, not a curated record. Lineage: Eukaryota; Viridiplantae; Streptophyta; Magnoliopsida; Solanales; Solanaceae. The transcript is spliced from 2 exons.